UUUGGGUGACCAAGGUGGGGAUCGGAUGGAAUAUCUAUAAACGUCGUUUAAUACAAGAGAUAACUGAAGAAUAUACGCCACAUAUAAGUUUGGCAAUUCAGGCAAUACAGUCAUAAAUGUGAAGUCGUCUCUUCAAACAAUAGAUCAUCGAUAGUGGGUGAUCAGUUAGUUGAGUAAUGGAGCACAAGUUAUUCACCGUUGUUGUACUGGCAAUUCUACUAACCGAUUCUACAAAUGGGAGAACGAAAGAUCCAGAUGAAGAUAGAGCAUAUGAAUUCGGAUUUACAAUUGAAGGAAUGCAACACAGGCAUGAGAAAAAAGAUGUGAAUGGUAUAAUCCAAGGAGAGUUCGGUUUCAUAACUGCUGAUGGUGUUUAUCACGUGACAGUCUACGCUACUGACGAAAAUGGAAAUUUCAGGAUAUUGAGCAUGAAAAAUAUCAAAGUCAGUCCACCUCUUGACGGCUCACCAGAUUAUGGUUCUUCGAAAUACUCCUCGAUUCCAAAAGGACCUCAAUCAUCCCAGUCCCCCUCACUGCAACCUGUACAAGUACAAAAAAGAACAGAUGUCUCUACAACUCGCUCUCCGAAAAAAGAGUUUACCACCCAACCAACGAUAAAACCGGCCUGUGCUGGUUGCGGGUAUGUGACUACAACUAAAAGACCACCACUUCUCAAUAAUAAUGGUGGAAACCUACAAGGUGGAGGUAUUCCAUCAGGACAACCACAAAGAUUACCAACAGAAGGAAUUCCUUCAUCAGGCCCUGGCUCGUCCAACUUGGGUAUAAAAGGCAACGAGCAAUAUCCUGAAUCAGAAAUUCGAAACCAAAAUCGACCAAAUAUACCGGUCUCUUUCAAUGGCUUGUUGGCUCCAGCCAUUGGAAACUCACAACAAAGUCAAGGCAUUAAUGGCAACAUUGAAUCGAGCCCGCAGUUUCCCCAAAGAAACUCACAACAAAGUCAAGGCAUUAAUGGCAACAUUGAAUCGAGCCCGCAGUUUCCCCAAAAAUCUAAUGAUGUCCCACCUUUGUCCGGUGCUGGAAACUUGAAUCCUUCAGGCAUAUCCCCCUACUCCGACUCGUUCAGUAACCCACCGAACAAUCCAAAUGACGUAUUUGGACCCUCCAAAGGCAGCCAACAUUCCUCACAGAUUACUUACAGAAAUCCUGAUUCUCCGGUUAAAGUAACCGAUGGUGUGAUAAAAGUCCCAGGAAACCCAGACAUACCAAUCCAAGAUAAAUACCCAGGUAUGGUUGACGGUCUCCCAGCAGGAAUAAUGGAGAAGGAUAUAACUGAUAUUCUAUAUCGCUUCAACUGGACUGUUGGGUUCCAAGGGCACUACGAGACGGGUUACAAGAACGGUGCUAAAAUUGGUGGAUACUUUGUUAAUGGAAGCGAUGGCAUAAGUAGGGUAGUAACUUAUGUCGCUGAUGAGUUUGGGUACAGACCCAAAGUGAGAAUAAUAAAUAUUGGAUUGGAUUCACCAGAUACACCUAAGGAUGAUAAGACAUUCGUUUUGAAGAGCUUUGAGUUUGUAUGGUAUCCUGUUAAAUGAAACUCGUAUGGAUAAUAUCUAUAUGGAAAAUGUAAAAUAUCAUACCUCGAUAUUAUAAAAA
Messenger RNA from Coccinella septempunctata (seven-spotted ladybird), 1614 nucleotides. RefSeq names its product protein lethal(3)malignant blood neoplasm 1 (gene l(3)mbn). The coding region runs from base 177 to 1553 and encodes 458 amino acids. The record is from RefSeq and is a predicted model, not a curated record. Gene Ontology annotation, cellular component: chitin-based extracellular matrix. The transcript is spliced from 4 exons. NCBI's taxonomy places the organism in Eukaryota, Metazoa, Arthropoda, Insecta, Coleoptera, Coccinellidae. Gene Ontology annotation, molecular function: structural constituent of chitin-based larval cuticle.